Homarus americanus (American lobster) is the source of this 526-nucleotide messenger RNA. RefSeq names its product keratin-associated protein 21-1-like. The transcript is spliced from 2 exons. Lineage: Eukaryota; Metazoa; Arthropoda; Malacostraca; Decapoda; Nephropidae. The record is from RefSeq and is a predicted model, not a curated record. The coding region runs from base 106 to 435 and encodes 109 amino acids.
GAGUGGGGGUCAGAGAUGUCGGGUAUAUAAGAGGGUGUGUUGUGAAGUGCAGGCAUCAGUCGUUCCUUCACGGCACCACAAGACCUAUACCAAGCCACUCACACAAUGAAGUCACUGUUGUUCCUCCUUGGGCUGGCAGUCAUGGUUGUCUCUGCUACUGCUGCUGCUAGUGGCUAUGGCUAUGGUGGCGGGUAUGGUGGCGGGUAUGGUGGCGGGUAUGGUGGCGGGUAUGGUGGAGGACACGGGGGAGGAUAUGGUGGCGGAAGAGCCUCCAUUAAUUUUAACCUCGGUGGUGGACAUGGCAGUGGUUACGGAAGAAGCUAUGGUGGCGGCUAUGGAGGAGGCUAUGGAGGAGGCUAUGGUGGCGGCUAUGGAGGAGGCUAUGGUGGCGGCUAUGGAGGCGGCUAUGGUGGCGGCUAUGGUUACGGAAAAUAAUAAUGAACUCAUGUCUGACCUAAGAGAUACAAGGACACCAGUUAUAUCCCAUUGUAUAUAAUUAAGAAGAUGAAUAAACUUAAGACCUUCC